Venustampulla echinocandica is the source of this 2631-nucleotide messenger RNA. RefSeq lists its product as uncharacterized. The coding region runs from base 1 to 2631 and encodes 876 amino acids. The transcript is spliced from 5 exons. Lineage: Eukaryota; Fungi; Ascomycota; Leotiomycetes; Helotiales; Pleuroascaceae. Gene Ontology annotation, biological process: peptidoglycan turnover; carbohydrate metabolic process. The record is from RefSeq and is a predicted model, not a curated record. Gene Ontology annotation, molecular function: hydrolase activity, hydrolyzing O-glycosyl compounds; acyltransferase activity, transferring groups other than amino-acyl groups.
AUGGCGGCAAUAACCAACACCACCGCUCCAUGGUCAGACGAAGAGCUGAAGGCCAAAGUAGGACAGCUCUUCAUUGUUGGCUUCUACGGCCAUGCGCCGAGUGAGGAUAUCAAAACUCUCAUCACCACCCACAAAGUUGGCACAGUCAUUCUAUUUUCGAGGAAUAUCCAAAGCGGGACUCAAUUAUUAGAACUCACCAACUCCCUCCAAGAGAUUGCAAAAUCUGCUGGCCACAUUCAAGAUCUCUUCAUCGGAAUUGAUCAGGAAAAUGGCCUCGUUACUCGUAUCCAGCCACCUAUCGCAACCCAGCUUCCAGGAGCGAUGGCCCUUGGUGCGACGAAGGACCCCGCAAACGCAUACAAAGUUGCGCUUGCUACCGCCGAAAUGCUAAAGGGGUUUGGAAUCAACAUGAAUUAUGCACCUAUAGCGGACAUCAAUUCCGAGCCAAAGAACCCAGUGAUUGGAGUUCGGUCACCCUCAGAUGACCCCGAGACCGUCGGCAGAUUUGUUUCGGCGCAUGUCAAGGGACUCCAAGAUGGUGGAGUUGUGCCAUGCGUGAAACAUUUUCCUGGGCAUGGGGAUACGGCAACCGAUUCGCAUUAUGGGCUACCAGUGAUUUCUAAAAGCAAGGACUUGCUCGAGACGUGCGAGCUGGUGCCUUUCAGAAGAGCUGUUGUGAAGGGAGUCGACGCUGUGAUGACCGCACAUAUCACCAUGCCUGGAAUUGGAAAGUCAAAGCCAACAGAAGAAAACCCGUCACAAAGUCUGCCUGCAAGCCUGAAUCCAGAUGCACUUAAUAUUUUAAGAAAGGAUAUGAAGUAUAACGGUUUGAUUGUUAGCGACUGCUUGCAAAUGGAGGGUGUGGCAGCCCCCUAUGGUACCGAGAGGGCUGCCGUAAUGGCUUUGAAGGCAGGAACCGACUGUGCGAUGAUAUGCCAUACCAUGGCCGCGCAAGUUGGAGCAAUCGAACUGGUUGUUCAAGCGGUAAAGUCAGGCGAGCUUUCCCAGGAGCGGAUUCAAGCUUCAGUCGAAAGAGUCCACCGCCUCAAGUCAAAAUAUUUAGACUCAGGAGCUGCAACAAUAACUCUCACACCCACCGAUUUGAAAUCUAGAAAUCAAAGACAUGCCGACCUUGCCUCCGAGGUGUACGGAAAGAGCACAACAAUAGUUCGAGCUGAACCUGGGAUCAUUCCACUUACUUCCAAUCCCACAGCAAACAUCGUUUUCGUUAGGCCUGCAAAGAUACCAUCAGGCGGAGGAAUACUUGAUUUUGAAGUUGGUGAAGGUGCAGCUACCGAUACUGAUCCGCUUGUACAUUAUAUCGACCUUCUUCAAGCUCGCAAUCCCAGUGUCACCGAGGUUCGAUUCUAUGACGGAAUCCCGCUUACUCAAGUAGCCGAGCAGGCCAUCGCUGAAGCAGAAUUCGUUAUUCUUGCCACUGGGAAUGCAGAUUUAAGCUCGUAUCAGAAGGAAUUCGGCCUCUCUCUAGGCAAAAGGCUUGGGAAGAAGAUGAUCGCUGUUGCGACGUGCAAUCCUUAUGAUUUCCUCGACGAAGUUGGAGAAGUCAAAAACUAUGUUACCAUAUACGAGCCAACUGUUGAGGCAUUUGAAUCUGCCGUGGAUGUGAUGUUUGGAGCUAUCAAACCAUCCGGAAUUCUUCCAGUUGGGACGCGCUCUCCUCCUAAUAUGGGAAUCAGAGCCGUCACAAGUUCAGAUAAGGACGUGGACAAAAUCUGGAGCCUGUGGCAAGAGAUCUUCACAAAGUGGCCCAUCCAACGUCAGCGGUUAGCUGAAAUACUAUACAAACCAGGCUGGAAGCACUACCUGCACGACAACGGCUUCUGUCUUGCAUACUCAGUUGGAGACGGACACGCUAGAAUUUCAGUAGUUGGUGUGUUGCCGGGUUUCCGGGGGAAAGGGUUGGGCACAGCCUUCGUUAGAAUGGCACAUGCGGAGUUGAAAAUAGUGGCCUCUCAACACGGGCAAAGUGGUUUGGAGUCAUUUGGAAUUGGCUCUGUAUUUCCGAGAUUUUGGCCCGGUAUCCCCAUUGAUGUUCCACAAGUGGAUAAAGAGUUCUUUUUGCACAGAGGAUUUCGUGGUCCUACAGGUCCCACUUCUCGUGAUCUCUUUAGAGAUAUCACCUCUGAUGUUGCACCUCCCGAUGUCGUCGACCGAGUUUCGAAAUUACCCUUUAAGUUCACACCAUGGUCGCCAGCUCUUGAAGAAGAGUGCAUGACCAAACAAAGAGCUAACUUCAAGUGCACUGGUUGGGUACAAGCUUAUGAACGAUUGGCUGCUGCAAAUCAACAUCAUGAGGUCAUGGUGGCUUUUGACGAAAACGGUGCUCAAGUUGGUUGGACGUUAAUGUGUUCUCCUUCCGCUAUUAUCAGUCAAGAGCUUGCAUUUCUACCUUUAAUGCCCGCAAAAGAGAAGACAGGGUUGAUUGCAUGUGUCGGUGUAGAUGAGAGCACGAGAGGAAAAGGGCUCGGAUUGGCCCUUUUGAUUAAGGCCAUGGAAAAUAUGAGAGAGCGAGGUAUCGAGGGUGUGUUAAUUGACUGGGUCGUUAUCAGGGGGUUCUAUGAACGGCUAGGAUUCGAAGCCCACUUCGAAUAUGAAAACUAUGAUUGGUGA